This is a messenger RNA of Ilex paraguariensis (yerba mate), 450 nucleotides long. NCBI's taxonomy places the organism in Eukaryota, Viridiplantae, Streptophyta, Magnoliopsida, Aquifoliales, Aquifoliaceae. The record is from the annotation of a GenBank genome assembly.
AUGCCUUGCAAGCGCAGAGGAGGCACCAAACUACUGCCAGGGGCGCUAGGCACUGAAGGUGUGGGUGCCGAAGAUGUGGGCGAAACCCUUGGAGCAAGAGCCGAUGCCAUUAGCAAGCUGGGUGACGCUGUAGUAAGCUAUGUUAGUGGUCAAUUGGGUGACGCCCAUGGAGUAGGAGGUGACGCCAGUGGGCCAUUUGGCUAUGCUAGAGGCUAUAAUGCUUGUAGGGGCAUUGGUCCAAGCAAAUUCACUACUAGUGUUGAGGUGCUGGGCGACGCUAUGGUGGUUUGGGCGAUGGCAGUGCGCGACGCCUUCGGUGGGGGAGCAGUUGAGCGGCUCAAGGCGUUGGGUGCAGGUGCUUGGCUAAUGCCAAGAACAAGGUCUGGGCGACGCCAGGAGGGACUAGAACUCACACAGGGUUUGCUACUGGCGUUGUUGCUGCUAGGUUGA